UUGAUUUGCUUUGGUUCAUUUUUGGCAAACUGAUUCAUGAGAUUAUUUGGUAUUGUCUUUAGUGCUGCAGUAGAUUCAGAAACACACGAAGAAAUUGCAAUCAAGAAGAUAGGGAAAGCCUUUGACAACAAAGUAGAUGCUAAGCGGACAUUGAGAGAGAUUAAGCUGCUUCGUCAUUUGGAACAUGAGAACGUUGUUGUUAUAAAAGAUAUCAUCAGACCAGCAAAGAAGGAAGAUUUCGUAGAUGUUUAUAUAGUUUUUGAGUUAAUGGAUACUGAUCUUCAUCAGAUUAUUCGAUCAGACCAAUCUUUAAAUGAUGAUCAUUGUCAGUACUUCUUGUAUCAGAUUCUUCGUGGACUCAAAUAUAUUCAUUCAGCUAAUGUCUUGCAUCGUGACCUUAAACCGAGUAAUUUGCUUCUGAAUUCGAAUUGUGAUCUUAAGAUUACGGAUUUUGGUUUAGCAAGGACGACAUCUGAAACAGAGUUAAUGACAGAGUAUGUUGUUACUCGAUGGUAUCGAGCACCAGAGCUGCUUCUUAAUAGUUCUGAGUACACAUAUGCGAUUGAUGUUUGGUCUGUUGGUUGUAUAUUUGCUGAGAUUAUGACAAGGGAGCCUCUAUUCCCAGGGAAAGACUACGUUCAUCAGCUUAAACUU
This is a messenger RNA of Camelina sativa (false flax), 654 nucleotides long. Lineage: Eukaryota; Viridiplantae; Streptophyta; Magnoliopsida; Brassicales; Brassicaceae. The record is from RefSeq and is a predicted model, not a curated record.